This is a messenger RNA of Ochotona princeps (American pika), 597 nucleotides long. Its product is annotated as cytochrome c oxidase subunit NDUFA4-like. The record is from RefSeq and is a predicted model, not a curated record. Lineage: Eukaryota; Metazoa; Chordata; Mammalia; Lagomorpha; Ochotonidae. The transcript has a single exon.
UGCUGGCAUCUCACAUGGACACUAGCUUAUGUCCCAGCCACUCCAUUUCCCAUCCAGCUCCCUGCUUAUGACCUGAGAAAUCAGUAGAGGGUGGCCCAAGGCCUUGGAAACCUGAACCCAAGUAGGAGACCCAGAAGAGGUUCCUGGUUCCUGGCUUCAGCUCAGUUCAUCUCCAGCAUUGUGGCUACUGGGAGAAUAAACAAGCAGAUGGAAGAGCUUUCUGUAAAUCUGAUCUUCCUUUCCAAUAAAAAUAAAUGUUAAUGAAAUAAAAAGAGGACUAUCUUUGCUGGGGAGACUGUGUAGUCUCGGGCCUUCCAGCUUUGACCCAAGGCUUCUGCUGCCACGAUGCUCCACCAGAUACUUGGCCAGGGCAAGCAGCACCUUAGCUGGAUUCCUCUCUUCAUAUUGAUUGGAGCGGGAGGUACUAGGGCUGAACUAGAAGUCAUGUACCUAGCAUUGUUCAAUUCAGAUGUUGUCAGUUGGGACAGAAAGAAUAUCCCAGAACCCUGGAACAAACUGGGUCCCAAUAAUCAAUACAAGUUCUAAUCGGUGAAUGUGGAUUAGAGCAAAAUGAAGAACAAAUGUCCAGACUUCUAA